UGACGUGGAAUGCGUUUGGAACUGUUGUUUGGUACUUGGGUCAGUUGAAUUUGUCGCCGUUUUCAUUGCAACAGGAAUUGUUGGCUAAUUUGUUUGUAAAUAAAAAAUGUUAGACUUUGUGGUCAUAUUCACAAAAGGCGGCAUUGUGCUCUGGAAUUCGAAUGAAUCGGGCAAGAACUAUGCGGCGUGCAUCAACAGCUUAAUACGUGGCGUCAUUUUGGAGGAACGAAAUACAGAGUCCAAAUACUUUGAGGAGGAUCACCUGGCGGUGCAAUUCAAACUAGACAAUGAGCUCGACGUGGUCUAUGCGGCCGUUUUCCAAAAGGUCAUCAAGCUCAACUAUCUGGACAAUUUUCUGGCCGACAUGCAGACGGCAUUUCAGGAGAAAUUUGGUGGCGUUGGCCCCCAGGAGCGACUGUCGAUUGACUACGAGUUCGAGCAAGAGUUUCGGCUGGUGCUCGGUGCUGCCGAGGAGGCAUCCGCCAAACAGGGCAAGGCGCCGAAGGCGAUGCGCUCCUACAAUGAAUCGCAGAAAUCAAAGAAAACCGUCGCCUCGAUGCUGCAGGACGACAAGAAGAGCGUGACGAAUGAGAAGCGCGUCAAUAUACAGGAGAGCCCGCCGGCGCCCAAAUCGCAGCCGUCAUCGCCGCCACGCAGCAAUGCUGAUAUUAUCCAGGAGAAUCGCCGUAAGCUGCGCGAGAAACUGACGCCCACCAAAAAGGCAGCGGCGGUGGUGGAGGCGAAACCCAACAAGCUCAGCGCCAUCGACAGGGAGAAGGAGAGGGCGGGCAAAAAGCCGCGUGUUUGGGAUCUGGGCGGCAAUUCGAAGGAUGCCAUGCUGCUGGAUCGGUCCAAGGAUGCGCCCGACGAUGUGCAGCUGCAGACCAUCAACAAUGAUCUGGUAGGCACCAUGCAGGGCAGCAUACGUGAUCUGGACGUGGAAAGCGACUCGGAUGCUGCCGACAGUGAGGCAAGCGAAGACAGUGAACAGGAAGAACAACAGCAGCAGCAGCAGCGGCAGCAGCAGCGUCGACCGCUGAACAAUGCGGCGACCAGGAAGCCCAAGAGCGGAGGAUUGUUAUCCUAUUUCAAGGGCAUUGUGGGCGCCAAAACGAUGACGCUUAGUGACUUACAGCCGGCGCUGGAGAAGAUGCGCGAUCAUUUGAUAUCGAAGAAUGUGGCCUCUGAGAUAGCGGCCAAGCUGUGCGAUUCGGUGGCCACAUCGCUGGAGGGCAAACAAAUGGGCACAUUCGAUAGCAUUGCCAAUAUGGUGAAGGAGGCGCUGACGCAAUCCUUGGUGCGCAUCCUGUCGCCCAAGCGGCGCAUCGACAUCAUACGCGACGCGCUCGAAUCGAAGCGCAACGUCAAACCCUACACGAUCAUCUUCUGCGGCGUCAAUGGUGUCGGCAAAUCAACGAAUCUGGCCAAGAUCUGUUUCUGGCUGAUCGAGAACGAUUUCAAUGUGCUGAUCGCUGCCUGUGAUACGUUUCGUGCCGGCGCCGUGGAGCAGCUGCGCACGCAUACGCGCCAUUUGAAUGCAUUGCAUCCGGCGGCGAAGCAUAAUAAUCGCACCAUGGUCCAGCUGUAUGAGAAGGGCUAUGGCAAGGAUGCGGCGGGCAUUGCCAUGGAGGCAAUCAAAUAUGCCCACGAUACGAGAGUUGAUGUCGUCCUCGUUGAUACCGCCGGCCGUAUGCAGGACAAUGAGCCGCUAAUGCGUUCCCUGUCCAAGCUAAUCAAGGUUAACAAUCCGGAUCUGGUGCUGUUUGUCGGCGAAGCCCUUGUCGGCAACGAGGCUGUCGAUCAGCUGGUCAAGUUCAAUCAAUCCCUCGCCGAUUACUCAUCCAACGAGAAUCCACACAUCAUCGACGGCAUCGUCCUAACCAAAUUUGAUACCAUCGAUGACAAAGUGGGCGCCGCCAUCUCCAUGACAUACAUCACCGGGCAGCCGAUCGUGUUCGUCGGCACCGGCCAGACCUAUGCGGACCUCAAAGCCAUCAAUGUGAAUGCCGUUGUCAACUCCCUCAUGAAAUAAGCGAUACCAACAAUAGCCACAAUAGCAACAAUACAAAACAACAACAACAACAACAACAAUAACUGGGGAAACGCAGGACUUAAUUCUCAUGCUCUAUACAACAAUUUUGUUUUUACACUUGAUUUUUUGUGUCUUUAUAUAUAUAUGUUGCCCGCUCUGGGCGGGUGCGUGUGCGUGUGUGUGUGUGUACAGGCACAACAAAUAAAAUGCACUUUUUACAUUUGUUGUCGAUUA
This is a messenger RNA of Drosophila montana, 2266 nucleotides long. It is a transcript of the gene SrpRalpha, whose product is annotated as signal recognition particle receptor alpha. Gene Ontology annotation, molecular function: ATP hydrolysis activity; GTPase activity; GTP binding. Gene Ontology annotation, biological process: SRP-dependent cotranslational protein targeting to membrane; intracellular protein transport. The transcript is spliced from 3 exons. Bases 107 to 2032 code for a protein of 641 amino acids. The record is from RefSeq and is a predicted model, not a curated record. Lineage: Eukaryota; Metazoa; Arthropoda; Insecta; Diptera; Drosophilidae. Gene Ontology annotation, cellular component: signal recognition particle receptor complex; endoplasmic reticulum membrane.